Messenger RNA from Epinephelus moara (kelp grouper), 1371 nucleotides. Its product is annotated as neurexophilin-2-like. The transcript has 2 exons. The coding region runs from base 108 to 1034 and encodes 308 amino acids. Gene Ontology annotation, molecular function: signaling receptor binding. Lineage: Eukaryota; Metazoa; Chordata; Actinopteri; Perciformes; Serranidae. The record is from RefSeq and is a predicted model, not a curated record.
CACUGCGGAGUGUCUUCUCUACUUUUGAAGUGAGUGUAAGCUUUAACUCAGUAAAUCACCACUUAUACAGCCGGGCACAUUGCCUCCGAGACGCUCCGGCUCUCUGCAUGGAGACACGUUACUGCUGUUGCUGCAAAAUGAGGGUGCUGUGUUUGAACUUUGCCAUCACCUGUCUGUGGCUUCUCCCUUCAGCGGUCCAAGAAACAGCCAAGCCCUUGGACUUUCAGAGCCAACAAUGGAGAGAGGAUGAAGGAGGGACAGGAGACACUGUCGGAGCUUUGAAAGUUAAACAUAUCUUCAAAGACUUACAGAUCAUCUCCACAAAACAGAAAACACCUGCUUAUGGUUCUCUCGGCCCAUAUGGGUGGCCUCAGAACUUCUCCCAAGCCCUUGACCAGUAUCUGUACCGCCCUCCUCCUAAAUCCAAACCUCCUGCGAAAACAUCCACAAAGGCGAAGAAGAUCCUGGGCUGGGGAGAUUUUUACUUCAAUGUGAAAACAUUAAAGUUCAGCCUCCUGGUGACGGGAAAAAUCGUGGACCACAUUAAUGGCACGUUCAGCGUUUACUUCCGCCACAACUCGUCUCGUCUGGGGAACAUAUCCGUCAGCAUCGUCCCACCCUCCAAAGCCGUAGGAUGGGAGGUUUUGGAUCCAGCAGCUCAGAGUGAUCAAACCAAAAACUCAGUCCUGGUUCCAGAUCUGACAUCCCAGUUCCAGAGCCCACCUCAGUCCACCAGCUCCACUCCUCCAGACCAGCAGAAGCACCAGCAGGACAUGAUGAUGGUGACCGAACUCAACUGCCGGAUUGAAUACCAGAGAACCAACCGCUCCAAGAAGACCAAGCCCUGCAUGUACGACCCGGGGCAGACCUGCUACUCAGAAAACACCCAGUCCCAGGCAGCCUGGAUCUGCGCCAAACCCUUUAAGGUUAUAUGCAUCUUCAUCGCCUUCACUGGCACCGAUUACAGGCUGGUGCAGAAAGUCUGUCCGGACCACAACUUUCAGACAGAGCAGAACCAGCAGCACUUCGGAUGACAGAUUCUGGGAUUUCAUGCGUCUGUCAAAGUCAUGUAUUCAUUUUGCAAAAUAGGUUCGAGACUGACUGUUUUUUUAUACGCUGUUGCAAACAACAUGUCAAUGAGUGCACUUGUGUUAAUGUGUUCAUGAGAUUUAUGAGGUUUAUAACGUGAGCUUUGUGUUGUCUGAACUCAUCUGCUGAAAGCUCUGCAUUGUCUUAAAAAAAUGCUUAAUUAACCGUAUCACUUUGUGUGUAGUGUUUUCUGGUUUUCUUAAUAUGCGUUGAUAGAAGGAAAGACUUGAAAUCCAUAAUUUGAUAUUUACAUUUGAAAAAAAAAAAAAAGAUUUGUUAGCU